GAACGCCCCCGCCGCCGGACCCCACGUCUCCAGAAGGCUCGUCGGGUCUCUCUUUCUCUCUCUUCGGGCUCCGGAAUCGGAACUCCGGCCUCCGGAGUCGGGCUCGGUCGAGGCACUGCCCGGAGCCCUCGAGCAAAGGGGGAUGUCUCUAAUUAGAAUCGCCGUUUCUGUCUUCAUCCUCCUCGCCGUGGUGGAAUCGGCAGCGGCGACGCGCUCGCCGUCGGCCGACGUGCAGAACGCCAUCUACUCCAACCGCAUCACCAUCUUCUCCAAAUCCUACUGCCCGUACUGUAUGCGUGCUAAGCGCAUAUUUCGAGAUCUCAAAGAAAAUCCUUAUGUCGUUGAACUUGAUCUCCGAGAGGAUGGCCAAGAAAUUCAAAGUGUUCUUCUAGACCUAGUUGGGCGCAAUACCGUGCCACAGGUGUUUGUGAAUGGCCAUCACGUUGGUGGUUCAGAUGAUACAAAAGAGGCUCUUUCAAAUGGACAGCUUCAUAAACUUCUUGGUAAGAAUCAGACCGAAUCGGAGUGAUGAUCUCCAGUGAAGUGGUAUUGUCAAAACCUUGUGAAAAAUGUCUAACACGCGGCAUUCCUUAUGGGAGGAAUGGGAUAGUUGUAUCUAUGGGCAUAUGGACAGGAUGUUGCAUCUCAUGCCAUCUUUUUUUUUUUGCUUGGAAGUGUUGUGACAAAAGUCUGUCUGUGCUUGAUUCUUUGAUUGCUCAAGUGCAUAUACAUUUUAACUGUUGUGCUAAUUUUACAACUUGUUUGUGGUCAUUAA
Molecule: messenger RNA, 775 nt
Organism: Brachypodium distachyon (stiff brome)
Lineage: Eukaryota; Viridiplantae; Streptophyta; Magnoliopsida; Poales; Poaceae
Product: monothiol glutaredoxin-S6
Exons: 4
Coding region: 143-529 (128 amino acids)
Biological process (GO): cellular response to oxidative stress
Cellular component (GO): cytoplasm
Molecular function (GO): glutathione disulfide oxidoreductase activity
Source: RefSeq, a predicted model, not a curated record